AUGGUUGGAAGUGUGAUUCGAUUUUGGGGUCUGUGGAAUACGCGUGGGCUGGGCCAGGUAUACUGUCAUUCCAUAAAACCUCCAAGCUCUGCCCUUCGUACCUCUCACUUUCACCACACUGCUUCCUCCAAAUUUCUCGCGCCACCCGCAUCCCUAUCCUUCUCCGGAAACAAAUGUCUUUUGCCACCUCCUGCGCACAUAAUUGGUUACAUUCUCUUUUUUGUUUCAAUGGAAAGAUCAUCUCUCAUUCCGGGGUUUCGGUUUCAUCCUACUGAUCAUGAGUUGGUAAUGUACUAUUUGAAGAGGAAGUUAUUGGGGAAGAGAAUCAUUGUCAAUGCUGUUGCUGAGGUCAAUAUUUAUGAGUUUAGUCCCUGGGAUCUUCCAGAUAAAUCCUCAUUAAAAAGUGGAGACUUGGAGUGGUUCUUUUUUUGCCCGAAAUCAAAAAAAUAUUCAAGUGGGGCCCGAUCAAACCGGGCAACUGAAUCUGGGUUCUGGAAAGCCACUGGGAAAGACAGGAAGGUUGAAUACAAAGGAAGAAUUGUAGCAAGAAUCAAGACUCUGGUUUUUCAUCUAAAAACUGCAUCAGAUGGCCAAAGAACAAACUGGGUCAUGCAUGAAUACAAUAUGGAAGAUCAAAAGUUAGCUGAUGAAGGCGUCAUUCAGGAUAUGUAUGUGCUGUGUAAAAUCUUUGAGAAAGAGGGUGCAGGGCCGAAAAAUGGUGCACAAUAUGGCGCACCGUUUAAUGAAGAGGAGUGGGAUGAUGAUGUGGCAAGCUGUUCUGGGCCCACAAACAAGCCGGAUUAUAAGCAGAAGGGCCCACUCACCCUGUCUUUAACUGAACAAGGUUCAUCUACAGUCACAUAUUCUGCAAAUGAGACUGUAAAUUACAAGCAGAAAGGUCCAGCAGUUACAAUCAGCAAGACUUUACCUCAAAGUACAUGUACCCUAACUGAACCAGGCCCAUCUUCUUCUGCAAAUGCAAUUGAUACACCUGGCAAUGAUGAUGAUGUCAUGCUUUAUGAAGACCUUGCCUCAAUUUUGGGGGUGCCUACUGGUGGCCUUAAUAGCAACAACAAAGACAAGGGGGUUGAAGUCAAAGGCGUGGGACCCAAUGAAAAUGAAGGUAUUUUUGGUGACUUGGUGAACUUGGUUAAUCUGGAUGACUUUGUAGGAGCUGAAUUAAAUAGGUUUGAGACUGAUGGAGGGGAGUACACACUGGGCAUGAUGAUGGGAGCUGAUGAUCUUGAUGUUGAUCUGGGAAGAUUUUGUGUUGAUUGAAGGGAUGGUUUUUGGAUGAUGUUGGAAACUUAGCUACUUGUGCUGAUGAUGAUUCCUAAUCCUGACUGAAGCUGUUUUUGUAAUUUGGUGGCCAAUGUAUGACUCUGACUAUUUGGCCUAAUUUAUGGCUUUAAAUUUGCUGGAUUCUUUGUAUAUUUUGGAUUUCCUGAAUAAAUUUGUUUGUUUCUAUUAGUAUGAUGUUUGGUUGAGACCUAUAAGUUAUUGAGAACGUGAAGAGAUUUCCUUUUAAGGAUAAUUCAAAUCUGAAGGGAUAUUUUGGCAAUUUUCAAUGAUUCUGCAAUACCCUCUGCAAACUUGUUCUUCGGGAUUGGAUCUUCAAAGAGUGAAUGGCAAAGAAGCUUCUGCGCAGUGAAAACGAAUAUCUGAAAUCUUACCCUUUUAAAUAUGUCAGAGUCAUUUUCUCAUGUUUUAUUACUCUAAAUACGAUUAUUAGCUAAGAUAUGUUAUUACGUCACCAAUUUUAUAUAAGUUCUAUUAAAUUGAUCUAGG
Lactuca virosa is the source of this 1788-nucleotide messenger RNA. Lineage: Eukaryota; Viridiplantae; Streptophyta; Magnoliopsida; Asterales; Asteraceae. The record is from the annotation of a GenBank genome assembly.